AUUGUAUAGAAUUAACAAAAUGGGGUGUGAGGUGGGGUUCAUCUGGGUACAGCACAUGUGGGCAUACAGGGAAAUGUGGCAGAACUCAUGGGAUAAGGAAAGCAAAGGCAGGAUAUUUUAUAAUAUACAAAACAACAUAGGGAAAAGCAAUAAUUGCUUUGGUUGCGGCCCUGACUGGGAAGCACCCGGACGGAAGAAAUACUCAUCUCAAAGGAGGAAACUGUUCAGAGAACUGGGAGCAGCUGGAGAGGCUGUUUUUAACAUGAACACACUGCUGAAUAUGGAAGACUGGAACAAGAUGAAGAAGCUGCUGCAGUAUCUACACUACAAUGGAAUAACAACAGAAUAUGAUUAAACACUAGAAGAAAUCGCAUGGAAACAGCAGAGGGCAGCAAUACGCCUUAGAUGCGUCUAGUCUGCCGAAACCAAAGAAGAAGAAGAGGCGGAUGAGAGAGGCAGGCGAUAGAGCAGUGAGCGUGUUUGAGAGAGUUUUUUUGGAAGAUUUGGAGUUGUUUCAGGGUUUAGGGUUUAUUCGUGAGGAGCAGAGGAUGUUGCGGACACUGAAUGUAAGACAAGCCGUGGACUUGUUCUUCGAACCGGAGGAGCAGGAGGACGAAAUGUGCGUUUCACCGUCGGAGUCGGAGAGUGACUGUGACGAUGAAGCUGAGGAUCCGUCCUUUGUGGCGGACGACAAGAGAGAUGAUGAGCAGCCUGGGACAUCUACAGCCCCAGCAACAGGCAGAGGCAGGGGGCGUCCGCGUGGCAGGGAGAAUAGAUGCCGGUCUAGAUCUCCAUGUGACCGGUCAUCCCAGCCACACCACAGCCCUGAGGCCUGGAGAACAGAGAGUGACCCUGAUACUGCUCCAGGAGUCAGCAGGUUCAUGCCCCACAGACCACCAGGAGUCCAGGUGGACAUGCACUCGGUAUACACACCGAAAGAUCUGUUUCAGCUUUUCUUCUCCACUGCCACCGUGAGGACACUCUGCAGGAACACCAACAAAUAUGCAGCAAUACAGCAGGAAAUGGGGAAGAAGUACAGCUGGGCUGACGUCGAGGUUGAGGAGCUCUAUAAAUUCUUUGGCCUUCUCAUGUACAUGGCAUUGGUGUCACUGCCAUGUCUCCAGGACUACUGGAGACAAAAGCACAUCCUGUCUGUGCCGUUUCCAGCCAUGGUCAUGACGAGAGACAGGUUCAGGUCCCUGAUGUGGAACAUCCACCCCAGCGAUCCAGAGGAGGAUGUCAUGAAUGACAUGAAGAAGGAAACACCUGAUCAUGACAAGCUCUUCAGGGCAAAACCCCUCAUGGAUGAGAUCCGCACUGCGUGCCAGGCUCAUUACCACCCAGGGAAGGAAUUGGCUGUCGACGAGCGAAUGGUGGCAACCAAGGCAAAAACUGGCCUGACCCAGUACAUGAAGGACAAGCCAACAAAAUGGGGGAUCAAGCUCUUUGUGUUGGCUGAGUCAAGCAAUGGCUACACUGUCAACUUCAGUGUGUACGGUGGGAAGUCCAGCUCGGCCAGUGUGCAUGGACUGUCGUAUGACGCUGUGAUGGACCUCAUUCAGCCGUCAUAUCUUGGGACUGGAUACCAUAUUUAUAUGGACAACUUCUACACCAGUCCCAAGCUGUUCCUCGACCUGGCCAGCAUGAAGUAUGGUGCGUGCGGUACCUACAGGGACAACAGGAAAGGGUGUCCCCGUGGAAGAGCAAAUGCCCUCACCCCAAAGUCUGAGAGAGGUGCUGUGAGGUGGAUCAGUGAGGGCCCCCUGCUGUUUGUGAAGUGGAUGGACACGCGGGAGGUGUCUGUGUGCUCCACAAUCCAUCCAGCAUUUUCUGGUGAGGUGGUCCAGAGGAGAGCAAAGGAUGAAGAUGGACGCUGGGCAGUGAAGGAGAUUCCCUGCCCCACCCCUGUCAUGGCCUACAACAAGUGCAUGGGUGGGGUUGAUCUUUCCGACCAGCUGAUCCAGUAUUACUCCACCCACUGCAAAACUGCUCGCUGGUACUUGACGCUCUUUUUGCACUUUGUGGACAUUGCAGCAACAAAUGCAUACAUCAUGCAUUGUGAGAUGAGCAUUAAACAACAGGUGCAGCCCAUGACUCAUAAGAACUUUCUUACCCAGCUGGUGUCUGAGCUGUGUGGUGUGGACAAGACUGGGACUCCUAUCAACAGGAGCAAUCAUCAUGUUCCUGUUGCCAUCGCCACUGUCACUGAUGCCAGCCAGAAAGCCACUCAAGGCCGCAGGGUAUGCCAACGCUGCCACCAGGUGGACAAAAAGAGGAACCUGACGCCAUGGCGAUGCAAGUCCUGUGAUGUGCCCCUCUGUGUCAUUGUUGACAGGAACUGUUUUGAGGAGUGGCACAUGUUAAAAAAACAUCAACAAAAAGAUGCCUUGCUUUAAGUUGUUAUUGUUGUAUAUAGUUUGAUUUUAUCUCAAUUUGACAUUUAUAUGUUACUUGUGCACUAUUUAGGAACCCCUCACAGUCUGUCAGUGUUAUAUAGCUCUCUGUCUAAUCGUGGCCAAAAUGAAAAAAACAAAAAACAAAAAACAUCUGUCUUCACCUGGUUUUUGUUGGGAAUAGUUGUAUAUAGCUUAAUUUUAUCUCAGUUAUACUUUUGUAUGUACACAUUUACAACUUCUGUUUAACAUUUUCUGCCUUUGAAUUUUUUCAUUGAGCAUGUUUGAAUUUUGUCUAGUAAAGAAAUUGAUUUAUUUUUCAAA
Messenger RNA from Epinephelus lanceolatus (giant grouper), 2717 nucleotides. NCBI's taxonomy places the organism in Eukaryota, Metazoa, Chordata, Actinopteri, Perciformes, Serranidae. The record is from RefSeq and is a predicted model, not a curated record.